GUGGUAACUUCGUGAUGUUUAGAGUAUCACUUGAUUGCAGGAAGAUUUGCGAAAUUAAGCAGGAAUUGUGCUUUAAUUUCAUGUCUUGUGUGGGAAUUGGCAACUGAUUUUUGUAAUGGCACAGAAAAGGUAUAAAAUGUGUCCACACAUUGGCAAUGAGCACGUGCUGGAGAUUAAAAAGCUUGAAAAGGUAAAGUCAUGUGCGGAGUGUGAUUAUUCCGGACCGAAUCUAUGGAUCUGUCUUCAGAGGAAUUGCUUACGUGUGGGAUGCUCUGAACAAGCCAAUGAUCACAGCACUGAACAUUUUCAGCUAGAUAACUGCCAUUGCCUACACAUGAAUAUGUCAUCACAACGUUUAUGGUGCUAUUUAUGUGAACGAGAGGUGUUUAUUGACGUGAAGCCAACAUUGAUAGAGGACCCAUUUAUUACAGCAAUGAGGUCAACAGUCGCCUCGCAAAAAUAUGAAAAAGAUAACAGUGAUGGAAAUGAAAGUGACGAAAAUAACAAGGAAAUGUCGGCAUCCUCAACCGGAUUGGUCGGGUUGCAAAACAUCGCUAAUACCUGUUACAUGAACUCAGCGCUACAAGCGCUCAGUAACGUACAACCCAUGACACAUUACUUCCUCAACUGCAGUGAUUUGGUUGAACACAUUGUUGAGCAAAGUUCAAAUCGGAAUAAAGUUGGACUUGCUAAAAGUUAUCAGCGGUUAAUUCAUGACAUAUGGAGCAGAAAGGGUAUUGGAAAAGAUUACAUUGCACCUCGUGGAAUAUUAUAUGGAAUUCGAAGUGUUCAUCCAAUGUUUCGUGGCUUUCAGCAGCAUGAUACCCAAGAGUUUUUGCGUUGUUUUAUGGACCAAUUACAUGAAGAAUUAAAAGAAAAUAGCCCUGUUUUGCCAAUAAUGUCCUGUACCAAAACUCCAAUGAUAGAGAUGAACAGCUCAGAAGGACCAGUAGAUUCAGAUUCUGUGUCUCAGUCAAGCUCCUUGUCAGAUUCUGAGUAUGAAACGUGUGAUAGCAGCCUUUCCCAGCAUUCUAAUCAAGUCAAAGGACAGUUAAACACAAGUAGCGCAGAUCGUAAUCGAAGAACACGUAAAGCGCACAACAGUUCAUCGCAGCCUCAAGCAGAAGUUCAUUCAAUUAUAAGUGACGUAUUUGAUGGAAAAUUACUCUCAUCAGUACAAUGCCUCACUUGUGAUCGGGUUUCCACACGCGAAGAAACGUUUCAAGAUCUUUCGUUACCUAUUCCGAAUCGAGACUAUUUGAACAUGCUCCAUCAAACCCAUAGCUUAAGCGCUCAAAGUCUUAAUUCAAUUGACACUUUGGCACCUAAUAACACAGACGGAUGGUUCACUUGGUUCUGGAAAGUUUUUCGAUCAUGGCUGUGGGGUCCUUCUGUAACGUUAUAUGACUGUAUGUCAAGUUUUUUUAGUGCAGACGAACUCAAAGGAGACAAUAUGUAUAGUUGUGAAAAGUGCAAUAAAUUAAGAACUGGGAUUAAAUAUUCACAAAUUUUGGAGCUUCCGGAGGUGUUGUGCAUUCACUUGAAGCGGUUCCGUCAUGAUUUGUCCUAUAGUUCGAAAAUAUCGUCACCAGUUCAUUUUCCUCUUGAAGGUUUUGAUAUGAAACCAUAUUUACAUAAAGAUUGUAAAUCAGUAGUAACAGUGUACAAUGUGGUUUCUGUGAUUUGUCAUCAUGGUACCGUAGGGGGUGGUCAUUAUACAUGUUUUGCCCGUAAUCCUGUUACAGAUCGUUGGUAUCAAUAUGAUGAUCAGCAUGUCAUAGAAGUACAAGCCAGCACUGUUCAGAACUGUCAAGCAUAUGUUCUAUUUUAUCGGAAACAUAAUCCUCAAAUGGAUUUAAUUAGAGCAAAGGCAAGUGAAAUUUCUGCAUUGAAUCCAGUUCACACCGCAGAAAUUCGAUUUUAUGUUGCACGUGAAUGGCUCUCAAGAUUUAGUACAUUUGCGGAACCUGGACCAAUCAAUAAUUGGACAAUACUGUGUUUACACGGUGGCCUUUUAGAGUCUAAAAUGGCUUUGUUGGAUCAGAUUGCGGUACCUUUAUCUCAGCAAUUGUGGGAUUUUCUAUAUUCUACAUUUGGUGGUGGGCCUGCUAUAAAUAUGUUGUUUGAAUGUGAAAUUUGCAAACGAGCAGCUGAAUCUCUGAAACGACGCCAAAUUUAUGAAUUAUGUGUAUUUACGAAAUUCACUGGUAUGGAUACCGAACAUGAUUGUGGCGCUAUAUAUGCCAUAUCAAUGCCUUGGCUGCGAAAAUGGCAACAAUUUGCUCGCGGGAUUACUUAUAAGGAACCGGGACCCAUUUCUAAUGCUAAUAUUGCCCUAACAGAUGCUGUUCAGUCGUUACCAAUUCGACAAGUGCGUCCAGGCUCGGACUAUGCCCAGGUGAAUGCUCUUCUGUGGCGUUUCUUCUAUGGUAUUUAUGGAGGAGGGCCAGCAAUAAUGCUUCGAGGAGCGGUUACAGAAGAGAUUGAAAUUAUUGACCAAGAUGAACAGUUUGAAUCUGACCAUUUAGCAGACAAACUCGAUUUUUCAGAUACGGAAAGCAAUAUAGGAAAUAUGAAUUCUGUUGAUAUGAAUGAAUCCGAAACAAUGCAAGAAAAUCUAGAUAAUAGAAGUUCGGAUGACAGUACUCGCUCGCCAAUAUUGUCCGUUCAUUAUGGCAAUUUUAAAGAAACCAAAAAUACGAAACGCUUUGGAGGUAAUAGUAAGAAGUUGCGCUCACCAUUACUUCGAAAUAGCCUACGAAGAAAGAACACAAAAAGUCGAAAUGCCAUUAAAAGUGCAUUUGGACCUACAGGUAAUUACAAUUUUCGGAGAAACUUCGAUAGCAUAGAGAAUGGUUCAGCGGAAAAAGUACACACACAUUCCACUCAAGCAGUUCAUAUCGAACCCGACUUACCGCAAAGUGCAUUUAAUACAAAUCAAAAGCAAUCAUUCCUAUAUGAAAAUAAGCCUAGAAAAACAAUUUCAAAGAGCACCUAUGCCGAAAGCUUAGGAGCAUAUUCAGAUGAAGUAGUAGCAGUGCAUACUGGACAUACAAAAAAUAGAUCGAA
Molecule: messenger RNA, 3069 nt
Organism: Bactrocera oleae (olive fruit fly)
Lineage: Eukaryota; Metazoa; Arthropoda; Insecta; Diptera; Tephritidae
Gene: Usp20-33
Product: Ubiquitin specific protease 20/33
Biological process (GO): protein deubiquitination
Cellular component (GO): cytoplasm
Molecular function (GO): cysteine-type deubiquitinase activity; zinc ion binding
Source: RefSeq, a predicted model, not a curated record